This is a messenger RNA of Rhizoctonia solani, 5406 nucleotides long. RefSeq names its product structural constituent of cell wall. Lineage: Eukaryota; Fungi; Basidiomycota; Agaricomycetes; Cantharellales; Ceratobasidiaceae. The transcript is spliced from 7 exons. The record is from RefSeq and is a predicted model, not a curated record. Bases 1 to 5406 code for a protein of 1801 amino acids.
AUGUGGCGUCGUCCUUUUAUGUCGCUGGCUCAGAAAUUGCUGGGAAAAUGGAUCUUGAAUGCAGAACAGAGAGGGGGCUGGCGCUGGGAACACUCAUGGUUGAGCUCAUGGCCUAUCAAGAAAUCAACUCAAGGGAUCAUGCAGCUACUUCGACAUUUAUUCAUACCCGUAGAAUCUUCCAGGGCCAGGUCUACCUCCUUCGAAUGCGGUGUUGCCAGAGGAUGGAAAAGGGACAUUCCAGCUCAUCACUUCCCAGCUCGUCGUGGCAUCACCACGUUCUUUUUCCGGUUUCCGUUACCUUUAACAUCGCCAGCUUCGGUCGACUUUGGAUCAGGACUCGCGAAAAUUCGAUACGAGAUUCGAGCUAGUGCCUCUGUUGCCUGGAAAGGAGAGAUGCGUUUAGUAACAGACACUCAAGAAGUGCAGGUUGUAGAGAGUGCCGUGCAGGAAGUCGAGUCGGCAGGAACAGUUGUUGGAGAAAGUGGAAAGGUUUGGAUGCAGGGCAAGGUGCUGGGAGGCGCCGUGAUCGCAGGACAAACGUGUUGCAUCGAGCUCCACGUAAAAAACCAUUCACCAAGAAAGACAGCUGGGGUCAACGUGACUCUCCAGCGCAUGCUCCACCUGGAUAACCCACCCCCUCAGCACGCAAACCUGAUAUUGUCCGACACUCUGGUCACCGCAGCGUUCCACAGUGCUGAGUACUGCUGCCCUCCCGGGCUUGAGGGGGUUGCUAAGCUUGUCGUAAAUGUGCCCCGAAAUGCCAGGACGGUAAAAGGUGGCUCGCGAGAAAGCGGCGAGGCUGGUGCGGACAAGACAAUUCCCGCAUUAUUUGACAUUCGAGGAUCAGUUAGCGUUAGAUUGUGCAUGGGUGUUGGGGCCAAGGAUUUAGUAUUGAAUCUCCCGGUCGUGAUUUCUCACCCAUCCGCUUCAGCUCCUGAAGCACAGAGUUUAGGGCUGCCGAACCAAGACCCAGCGUUGUCGAGGGCCAGUUCUCCACAUACUCUAUACGAACCGCCGCGCUCACCCUUCCCGCCUUCUCAAUCACCAGUACAAUCUCAACCCACCGGAUAUUCGUCGUAUCCCCUGGCAGCAUCUCCCACAUUGCCGUACACGCAAUUAUAUUUUCCGCCCCCAUCUCCUCAAAUACCCCAUAUCUUGAGUCAGUUUCCGGCACCCCCUACCUCUCCUGGCUUACCCAUAUCUCCAAUUCUACCAAUGUCACCCAUGCAUCCUAUGUCGCCCGUGCAUCCUAUGUCACCGGUGCACCCCAUGUCGCCUGUACACCCCAUGUCGCCCGCCUUGUCUAUACCACCCGGCCCUUCAAUGUCUCCCAGCCCAUCUACAACGCCCGCCCCGGGCUAUCCUCGCACAACGUCCCCAGUGCAUGCCUACCAGAAUCACCCCCACCUCCAGCAACCCGAGGUGUACUCCCCCCCGAGGUCACCGCUACCCUCAACUGCCCCUAAAUCUCCUCAGUCUCCUCGCAGGGCGUUGCCCCAACCUCCGCAACGAAAGCCCCAAUCGAAACCUAGAGAGUCUAUGUCCAACGUACCACCACCUCUACCGCCCCGCCCUACUAGCGCAGAGCCUCACAUCCAUGAAGUCGGUGUUAAUUUACCUCCUAAUGGUGGUCCUCUAUCCCCUGCGGCAGGCCGCAUACAGGCAGCUGCCGAAGUCCCAGACCCGGUGGAAGGUAAAGGGACGCGAGCAUCGCGUGUAUCGGAGCACCUGAAGAUGUCGUCCCGAACGCGUUCUGUGUCUCCUACCGGGCGCCGAUUCCCAGGUCCUCCAAGCCACCCUGCUUCAGCCGAGAUGCCAGUUCCGGAAUCUAUUGCAGACACCGAGCUGGGUAUCCUUAGUCCACAAUUGGCGAAAUCGCCACUUCCCGGGGCCGUGCUCCGCGGCAAAAAUGCUGAUCACGGUGCAGUAAUAGGUCAGAUCCAAGGCUCAGAACCGAUAGCAGUGGAGAAUGAGGUGGAAAAAUCCGGGAUCAAAGGCGCAAGGGAAGCCCGGCGCGUCAGUAGAAAAUCGCCCGAGCGUUCUCCUAGGAAAUCCGAACAGCAAUCUCAGCCGCCACCAGGUCCUCGAGGGGGUAGAGAGAACCGCAGUCCAGGAAGAGCAUUGCCCCAACCUCCGGUCCGCGUUGAAAACGGGCCAAAGGAUGCUCCUGCAACUCCAACUCCGGCGCCAUCGACUGAAAGGCCUCCAACCUCUCCUAGAAAGAAGCUUCCCCAUAGCGCUAGUGCUCCCACAGUGACACCCAGUACGAGCCGUCCACCUCCCCCAGUAUUUAACCCACUUCAGCCCAUGUCGACUGGGUUGACUGCCCUGGAACGGCGUCUGACGAUUAGACCAGAACAGUCGCCUCUUCCACCCACCUCACCCACCCGAAAGCCGAAACCUAUUAUACCUGCUUUCGCUGUGCCAGAAAUACCUGCUGCUAGUUUUGAGAAGCCGAAACCUCCGAUUGUUCGUAAACCUGUCCCAUCUGUGGACGGAAACGAGGAUCUUCCUAUUUUACCAGAGCGUAAGACACCAGCAAGUUCUCGUCCGCCCUCUCCACGCGGUGAUCCUAUUCCAGUUGCCGAAGCUAAACCGCUGGUGCGGUAUGAGCUAACAGAUGGACCUAUGCCCAAGGUUGUUACUGACUUGGGCACUGUGGGACCGCCGACAAGCACUAUUCAAUCGCCAGUUCGAUCGCCUUCUAGACCAUCUGCCCAGUUGCAUGGGAAACCUUCCACACGACCACCCAGCUAUUCUGUUGUUCAACCGCCUCAGGAACCCCAUAACAAGUCGCCAGGUACUUCUUCGCGGUCCAGGCCUGGAUCGCUCCCACCUUCGACUCAGCCCAUCUCUCCUGUGCAGAUAUCUUCGCCUGAACCUGAUCCGCCUUCUCCGCAUACAUCUAGUCCGCAUAUUUCCCAAGCUAAACCUUUGGUGCGAUAUGAGCUAUCGGAUAAUCCAAUGCCCAAGGCUUCGCCUCAGCCAGGAACGCCAAAGAUAGCAGAGACUACCCAAUUACCUUCUCAGCCAUCUGUCCAGGCAAAUCGAGCCCCCACGCAACGAGCAAGCGCCCCUUCCCGGCCAUUACCAGAUUACUUCUCCCAAGCGACAUCGACUCCUCUACAGUCGAGGCCCACAUCACGCCCUGCAUCGGUUGAAGCGACUUCCAGUCCUAUCACUGAAUCAAAGCCGUUGGUGCGGUAUGAACUUACAGACAAUCCAAUGCCCAAGGCUGCUCCUCGACCCAAAGCACCUGAACCUGCGCCAGCUCCUGCCCGGGCGCUUGUGCAAGCUCCUGCUCGACAGCCGAAUGCCCCGGCCACCCCGUGGCCAAUUCCAGCGAGUCGGCCUCAACCAGCGACUGCACCUCCUCAACCCCAGGUGCAAGGAGGGACCCGUCACCCUCCAUUCACAACCGUAUCGACCCCUGUUAUUGAAACUCAGCCCUUGGGCCCUUCUGAACUUCCGUAUGAACCUAUAACUCUCAUACCAGCUGAACCAGAGGUGCCGAAUGUCACAAGGGAUGUUCCUCAGUCGCCUGUUCGCUCACCUCGGAAACCGGUCGAGCCCACUCCGUUUCCUCAGGAAGAGCCUAGCCAAGCAUCUGCUUCGCCUACUCGUCCAAAGCCAUUGGCACCAGCAACGUCGCCGAUGGUUCCCAACCAUGUACCUCGGUAUCAACUGUCUGACGGCCCGGUUUCUAAACCUGCAGUACGCUAUCAACUUACGGACCCUCCGGUCUCCAAGCCCUCAACAGCUGGUCCUUCUCCUAUCCCUACGUCGGGGCCCGAAGCCAUUCUUACGAGCCAUAGAGCCAACCUGAGACCGGUUUCCUCUACGAAGCCACCACCACAACCCAAGGCUCGGCCCCGUACUCCACCUUCUCCCAUACCAGCUGCGUCGGUCCCUCUACCCCAGUCUCCAGUAAAACCAAUCGCACCAUCGAGACCAAUAGCUGCGCCUAGGCCCCCGCCUCCGCCAUUCCCUCGCUCCGGAGAUCGUAUAGUUGACCACCUACCACCCAUGCAAGCUCAGCCAUCCUCUCCCAAACGCCAGGAUCCUGGUCCUCGAAGACCUCAUCCCAAGGAAUCCCAGACUCGGCCAAUUGUUCCUAUCGAGAGCGACGUAUUUGGAGGUGAACAGCGGAGGGCAUCGGAUCCUCAGAGGGCUGGCGGCGAAUCUCAGGCUGCUCAAAAGGCGAAGUAUUUUGAAUCACUUGCUGUAAUGAAGAGGAAUGACUCUUCCGAGAAACCUACGGUUUCUCCUCAAAAAACUCGUCAAAUUCUCCAGCCUCAACAGGCCAACACGCACAAGCCGAUUGUGGGAACCCGCCAUGCACAAGCGCAGAUUCGGUCGCUUCCAACCCAACCCCAGUCGCCUCCUAGGAUGACUCCGGUCCGGACCGUUCACUCUCCUGUAGAAAUCCUUGCACCUCGUCCUAUUCCUUCUCCUCAGGCAUCACCUAUAUUGAAUCGGAACUUACCUUUGAGGUCACCUUCCCCUGUAUUCACGGCAAAUCCUGUCCCUCCCACCCUCCCCACCGCUCGAUCAUUGAUUCCUAUCACAAGCUCAGGUUUUGAAGUUCCAGUGAUACUUCCUGGACGUGAUGCUCGAGAACGGGCAGAUGCUGCCCUUCGGGAAGCCGAAUUAUUCAGACUGAAGCGGGAGGCUAUCACACGGGUACCGAUGUGGCUCGGUAAUGAGUACACUCCACAAGCGCCGCCACCUACGAGAGUAAUCCGCUCAUCCGACAUGAAUGGAUUGCCCCUUCAGUCGUAUUGGGAUGUCCAACUUUCAACUCACGAAGAGCCUACUAUGGAGGAGCUGCUUUCGCGAGAGUCAACCCCAGUGGGCCGAGUAGCCUAUGACCCCCAGCUGAAGCAUCCCCGACCUAGACCGGUUUCUUCUAGACCCCCUGCGCUAAUGCCUAGCGAUAGGGAGUUGAUAGACAAACACAAUAUUCAACAAUCUGCUCGAGGAGGACGAGGAGGCCAAGUGACUUCUGUAACAUCCAUAUGGGAGAACGGAAAAGACGGUUCCACCGCUGCUCCUGCUUCCGAACGGAAACAUCAGGCAAAGAGAUACACAGCACCAAUGGGGAUGUUUGGAAUUACGGCUAAAGGUGUUUCGCCAAGCGAAGGGACAAGCACUGGCAUGAUCAAAUCUACAUCGGUCCCAGCAAUGAUCCACACAGGUCAAGCAGUUCCCAUACUAUCUUCCACCGCCUCUCUUGCUCGUCCCGUAGGUUCCUCGGGAAACCGAACCCGUAUGAUGUCGUUUGCGCCAUCUAUCCCCGAGUCACAAUCUGACGACGCUUUGGUACGAAAGGCGAGUCAAACUUCGGAUAAUAUCCCGGUUGGACAAGCAAAAUUGAAGGAAUUGAUUGGAAAGUACCAGUCAUGA